AGCUGUAGUACCUGUCUCGCGAGAUUCCGCGAGGUGAUAAGUUGAAGAAACAUGGCGACGUCUAAUUUGUUAAAGAACAAGGGGUCCCUGCAGUUUGAGGACAAGUGGGAUCUGAUGCGACCCAUCGUUCUCAAGCUGCUCAGACAGGAGGCCGUCACUAAGCAACAGUGGUUCGACUUGUUCUCAGAUGUCCAUGCUGUGUGCCUAUGGGAUGAUAAAGGACCAGCCAAAAUCCACCAAGCCCUCAAGGAGGACAUCCUAGACUUCAUCAAACAAGCACAGGCUCGGGUGUUGAGCCACCAGGAUGACACAGCACUGCUAAAGGCUUACAUUGUAGAGUGGAGAAAGUUCUUCACCCAGUGUGACAUCCUACCCAAACCCUUCUGUCAGCUGGAGAUCACGCUGAUGGGCAAACAGGGCAGCAACAAGAAAACAAACAUGGAGGACAGCAUUGUACGCAAGCUGAUGCUGGACACAUGGAAUGAGUCGAUCUUUUCCAACAUUAAGAGUCGCCUGCAGGACAGCGCCAUGAAGCUGGUACAUGCAGAGAGGCUGGGGGAGGCCUUCGACUCCCAGCUGGUCAUAGGAGUACGAGAGUCGUACGUGAACCUGUGUUCUAACCCAGAGGACAAGCUGCAGAUCUACAGGGAUAACUUUGAAAAAGCCUACCUGGACUCCACAGAGAGGUUUUACAGAACACAGGCACCGUCCUACCUGCAACAGAAUGGCGUCCAGAACUACAUGAAAUAUGCAGAUGCAAAGCUGAGAGAAGAGGAGAAGAGAGCACUUAGAUAUCUAGAGACACGUCGUGAAUGUAACUCUGUUCAAGCACUUAUGGAAUGUUGUGUGAAUGCUCUGGUGACCUCGUUUAAAGAGACCAUCUUAGCUGAAUGUCCGGGGAUGAUCAAACGCAAUGAGACAGACAAGCUGCACUUGAUGUUUUCACUGAUGGACAAGGUUCCCAGUGGGAUUGAGCCAAUGCUGAAAGACCUGGAGGAACAUAUCAUCAGCGCUGGACUAGCAGACAUGGUGGCUGCUGCCGAGACCAUCACUACUGACUCUGAGAAGUACGUGGAGCAGUUGUUGACUUUGUUUAACCGCUUCAGUAAGCUGGUAAAGGAGGCCUUCCAGGAUGACCCUCGCUUCCUCACAGCGAGAGAUAAGGCUUACAAAGCUGUUGUCAAUGAUGCCACAAUCUUCAAACUGGAGCUGCCUAUGAAACAGAAAGGUGUGGGUAUGAAGACUCAGCCGGAGUCUAAGUGUCCAGAGCUGCUGGCAAACUACUGUGACAUGCUGCUGAGGAAAACUCCUCUCAGCAAGAAACUCACCUCAGAGGAAAUUGAACUCAAACUCAAAGAAGUGCUCUUGGUGUUGAAGUACGUCCAGAAUAAAGAUGUGUUCAUGCGUUACCACAAAGCACACCUUACCAGACGCCUGAUUCUGGACAUUUCAGCAGACAGUGAGAUUGAGGAGAACAUGGUGGAGUGGCUGAGAGAAGUAGGAAUGCCUGCUGAUUACGUGAACAAGCUGGCCAGGAUGUUUCAGGACAUCAAGGUCUCAGAGGACCUCAAUCAAGUCUUCAAAGAGAUGCACAAACACAACAAACUGGCACUGCCAGCGGACAGCGUGAACAUAAAAAUCCUCAAUGCCGGAGCUUGGUCACGAAGCAGUGAGAAGGUUUUUGUCUCACUGCCCACAGAGCUGGAGGACUUGAUCCCUGAGGUGGAAGACUUCUACAAGAGGAAUCACAGUGGUCGCAAACUCCACUGGCAUCACCUAAUGUCUAACGGCAUUAUCACCUUUAAAAACGAGGUGGGUCAGUACGACCUGGAGGUGACGACGUUCCAGCUGGCCGUGCUGUUCGCCUGGAACCAGAGACCCAGAGAGAGAAUCAGCUUUGAGAACCUCAAACUGGCCACAGAACUACCUGACGCAGAGCUACGCCGCACACUCUGGUCUCUGGUGGCCUUUCCCAAGCUGAAGAGACAGGUGCUGUCUUACGACCCUCCAGUUAACUCGCCCAAAGACUUCACAGACAGCACACUCUUCUACGUCAAUCAGGAGUUCUCCCUCAUCAAAAACUCCAAAGUCCAGAAGCGGGGAAAGAUCAAUCUCAUCGGUCGGCUGCAGUUGACCACUGAGCGAAUGAGAGAGGAGGAGAAUGAAGGAAUUGUUCAGCUCAGAAUACUCAGAACUCAGGAGGCCAUCAUCCAAAUCAUGAAGAUGAGGAAGAGGAUCAGCAAUGCCCAGCUGCAGACAGAGCUGGUGGAGAUCCUGAAGAACAUGUUUCUGCCACAGAAGAAGAUGAUCAAGGAGCAGAUUGAGUGGCUCAUUGAACACAAGUACAUAAAGAGGGACGAGUCAGACAUCAACACUUUCAUCUACAUGGCCUAGGCAGUGAUUGAGGAUGUGCUUUCCUGCUCGGUUUUUUACUCCUGGCCUGCGACCGGCGCUUUAAAAACCUGCAAAAAGAGAGGGGCAAGGAUGUGUUUGAAGAAAAGGAGAAGGAUGAUGAUAAGUAAGGAAUGUGUUGAAGGACAAGAAAGAGCCUUUUCACCAACAGUGUGGAUAUUUCUUUGUGUUUGUGAGACGCCAGUGUGUUAUCGGAGUGUCAUUUCGAGGCAUAGCGUUGAGUCAUCAGGCUGUCUUGGUCUAUGCUGCCCUCCAGUGUCAGAUCAGAGGAGAGGAACAACAGUGUGCGCCAUCUGCUGGCAGCUCAGAAAAAAAAAAAAAUAGUGACAAAAUUUAAUUAAAUUCUUCCUGCCUUACUUUCAUCAGCAACAGACUGCAGAAGAAAAUGAGGAGAAAUGAGGAGAGAAAGGAGGACAAAUGUAACAAGCUGAUAUCAAUCCUUUGCUUUCACUUGAUGCCACAGCUGCUAUCUUAGCAGCAGCCAUUUUGCCCCCCACCCCACCCCUUCUACAUUGGUCUCAUUUUUGAACAGGGAAUGCAAAAAGCUGCGAGUGAAAGCUGCCAUUGAGGAGGAGAGGACACAGAUAGAGAGACUAGUUCAAACUACCGAGGAGUAUUUUGCCAAAUUGUGCGUGUGUGUGUGUGUGUGUGUGUAUGUAUGUUUGGAGUUUGGGUGCAUGGUGUGUAUCUGGUCUUUUAAAUGUGUGUAUGUGUGUGCACUUUCAACAGCAUGCUGCUCUAUGAUGUGUGUUUUUUUUUUGUUUGUUUUUUUUUGUUCAGUGGAGGAUCUGUCACACUUUGUCAGAAAAUUCUGGGAAAUUAAUACCAGCCACCGUUUAAAUACAGUUUUCUUUUUACCCCAUGUUUCAGGUCAAAUUUUCCGCAGGUAAACAAGUAUUGUCUGGACACCCCUGUCUGUGUGGGACAAUUAUCACACUAUUUAUUUAGUGUGUAAAAACCUGUGAGAUUAAAUACCAGCUGAAAGAAUCAAGGAGGAACACACACAAUUGUGACCAGGUGCUUGUUUUUUGUUUAUUUCAUAAAAGUGUGGCAGUAAAAUAGAAACUCAAAUACAUAGACACACCAGGUUGAAGCUUCAUUUCUGAAAUUUUACCUCAUUAAUCCACUAAGAGUGUCAUUCUUUGCACAGUGCAGUCCCAGGAAAAUACUUUUAAAUAUAAACCAAAUUAAAGAGAACCAUACAUUCUCAGAGUGAAUAUGUUUAAGCAAAGCAGCCAUCUGAUGCAGGAUGUUUUGUAACAUAUCAGCCAUGGUUUUAGUUAGGUCUACAAUCUGUAUUCUCCACAAAGGUCAUUCAUGAUCACAUAAUCUCAGAAUGUGUGCACAAAAUGAUAGGUUCAGACUUCUUGAAACUAAUAUAGAUUUUAUUCACAAUGGCCAUAUUUGUAUGUAUGGUUGUUGUCGUCAAGUCCAGUCCACCAUAAAAAAUGGAGGUAAAAAUCAACAGAACUGAUUCCAGUUAAGACUGAAUUGAUGCUUCAGACUUCUGACUGGGUCAGUUCAUUCUGGUGUUUCUCAAACCUAUUGUUUCUUAAAUAGUUUUUGCUGGCACAAGUGAGGGACAGGAGUUUAAAUAUAUUUUGUGACCUGUUUGCAAGUCUAGGCUAUUUUGCUACAACAGUUGCUGCUACCAUGGUUACACACUGUCUUUUGAAAGCUAGUAUUUGACAUAGAAUUAUAUUAUAUAAUAUUUACAUAUGUAAAUGAGGUAUGUGGUACUUUUCUACCUUUUUAUAGUUUGCCUCUUAUUCAGCCGUUCUCGCACACACACAUACACACACUCUGAUGGUGGUGGAGCUGCCAUGCCAGGCACUGUCCUGGAGCCACUUUGAGCAUCAGUGUUUUGCUCAAAGUCGCUGUGACAUAUGGACAAGAGGAUUAACCCUGCAGACCCGCUCUACCUCCUGAGCCACAGCCGCCCAGGGUUUUGUUAGCUCUUGUCUAAAAUAGUAACCUCAUUGAAUUUUUAAACAUUUAUACGUUUCUGGACGAUAUACUGUGGUUUGUCCACCAGAGAGCAAGUUAAUUGUCCAUUCAAUACAUAUCUUCAAAUUACUUUAAAACAAUAUUGUGAAUCAGCUCAGUCAGCCAGUUGAUGUGGUACGUCAGUGGAGGUCAAUAUGGAGAGGAGGAUGGAUUAGGGGAAGAAAAUAUAAAAUCAAGAUUAGAGAAGUCUGAACCUGUCUUUUACUCUUUACUCUUAAUUUAAAAAAUAAUAAUCCUUCACAGGUCUGAAAAGUUUAGCGUGGCAUGGAAAACUUGAUCCACACUUCACAUGUGACAAAUCACCGUCUUGAUAGUUUUCUUCCAGGUACACAAAACCAUAUCAUUUGUUUAAUCCUACUGAAGAUUAACAGCCUUUAUAGUCCGGUUCAGUUGGCACAGAAUAACUUCCAGCAUUAAAAUGUUUUUUUUGUUUGUUUGUUUGUUUGUUUUCAGAGGCAGUCAUACAAAGCUGACAAAUGUUUUUUGUGUAUCCUCCAAGAAUUGCUCUUAAAAACUUAUUUGAAAGUGUUAAAGUAACUGAAAUAGACACACCAACAUUGGAAUAGUGUUGAAUCUUCACACUUAUGUCACGUUAUUUUUGCUGCUUAGACAUUUAAUAUAUUUUAGGUCGUAAAGAAUAAUAACCACUGCAACUUCUGGACAUGUUCUGCACUGUCAGUAAAUACCAGGUCAAACUGUAGUAUAGUGAAUUAGAGAGAGGACAAAAAGCUGAUGAGUGAGCACUGAGAUCACAGAGGGGAGCGCUUUACUCCACAGGCAUUCUUGAAGAGUGCACGUCAAAAACACUGCAUUUCAAAAAUGAGGAUGCAUUCACUUAAAAUCAUAGGCUCUGUCACCCUUAGUCCUGAAAAUGCUAUGGUUUAACUUAGUGACAUUAUUUUAUGAGUGUAUGUUGUUGUUCUUUGAUUUCCUGUUUAACUAAAACUUCAAAUUCUUUGAGCAGUGAGGAGGAAGAAAGACAGUGAAUGUGUGAGGUCAAUUUUUUUAUAUUUAUUCUAUAUUUAUGAAGAAUGUUACUCUCUUUGUCAGUCAAAAUGCUUCUGUUUUCGUUUUGAGAGAUGUUUUCUUAGUGUACAUUCAUAGCGCAGA
Molecule: messenger RNA, 5529 nt
Organism: Lates calcarifer (barramundi perch)
Lineage: Eukaryota; Metazoa; Chordata; Actinopteri; Centropomidae
Product: cullin-5
Exons: 19
Coding region: 52-2394 (780 amino acids)
Biological process (GO): protein ubiquitination; SCF-dependent proteasomal ubiquitin-dependent protein catabolic process
Cellular component (GO): Cul5-RING ubiquitin ligase complex; SCF ubiquitin ligase complex
Molecular function (GO): ubiquitin protein ligase binding
Source: RefSeq, a predicted model, not a curated record